UUUAUUGAAAGCCCAUUUGUUUUUAACUCUUGACAACUUUAUAUACGUUGACGGUAAACCUAUUUUGCUGCUGCCCUUGAGAAAUACCCUAAUUUACAAAUUCUCAGGAAGGAGGAUCAGGAAACAUUUGGAGAGACUCAAAGGACCGACCGACCAUGUAUCUUCAGUGCUAUAUCAACGAAAAGGGCGAGAAAGUUUACACCACUAAGAAAGAAUCACCACUCGGGUUAGCCACUGAAUCUGCUCAUCCAGCCCGAUUCUCCCCUGAUGAUAAAUACUCAAAGGAGAGAGUUACUUUGAAGAAGCGUUUCGGUCUCUUACCCAUCCAGGGCGCACCUGUCAAGUACUGAAAGGCCUAAAACACUCUGUCGUCCCUUUGGUUUUUUCAUGUUUUGCUGCUACGUUGUUUCUUAAUGAAACCGUCUUUGUAAUUGUAUCGUCUCCAAAUAGUGGAGUGAACCUUAAAAGAAGCAAGACUUCGAGAGUUAUUAAUU
This is a messenger RNA of Raphanus sativus (radish), 494 nucleotides long. Its product is annotated as H/ACA ribonucleoprotein complex subunit 3-like protein. Gene Ontology annotation, molecular function: box H/ACA snoRNA binding; telomerase RNA binding. Gene Ontology annotation, biological process: positive regulation of telomerase RNA localization to Cajal body; snRNA pseudouridine synthesis; ribosome biogenesis. The transcript is spliced from 4 exons. The record is from RefSeq and is a predicted model, not a curated record. NCBI's taxonomy places the organism in Eukaryota, Viridiplantae, Streptophyta, Magnoliopsida, Brassicales, Brassicaceae. Gene Ontology annotation, cellular component: box H/ACA snoRNP complex; box H/ACA telomerase RNP complex. The coding region runs from base 156 to 350 and encodes 64 amino acids.